Dioscorea cayenensis subsp. rotundata (Guinea yam) is the source of this 814-nucleotide messenger RNA. RefSeq names its product FCS-Like Zinc finger 17-like. The transcript has 2 exons. The record is from RefSeq and is a predicted model, not a curated record. Lineage: Eukaryota; Viridiplantae; Streptophyta; Magnoliopsida; Dioscoreales; Dioscoreaceae. Bases 33 to 494 code for a protein of 153 amino acids.
UCAUUCCUCUCUUUCCCUUCUUUCUUCUUAGCAUGCUUACAAGGAACAAGAACAUUUUCCAUUUUGAAGAAGAUGAUGACAUUAUUGAAGAAGAACAAGAAGAAGAUGAAGAUGAUUAUAAGGCCAUGGAAGAGAAGAAAAGCUUUGUAGGACUUCAAAUAGUAAUAAAAAAUCAAAACCAAAGCUCAAACAUAGUGACCAAGCACAUAUUGAAAGCUCCACAAGUAGUCCAACAAAGUUCAUCACACUUUGGUUUUCUAAAUUCAUGUCAUUUGUGCAAGAGAAAACUAAGUCUUCAAAUGGAUGUUUACAUGUAUAGGGGAGACCAAGGAUAUUGCACACCGGAGUGUCGAAGCCAGCAAAUGAUCAUCGACGAAAGAAGAGAACUCGAAGCUUCUUCAAGUGAACGUAUCAUCAGUUUUCCUCUACACCAUGAGGUUGCUCUCGAGGUAAAAAAUUCAGAUCCUCAGAGUAGGGUUUCUGCUGCUGCAUGACACAUGAUUUUCCUUUGAUGAUCAUAUAUAUAUAUAGUUCUUGAUCUUCUUUGUUUUCAUUUCUAAUAUCUAACAGUAGAGACUGUUUGUAAUGUAUAACAUAGUGAGGCUGUGUUAUGCAUUGAGUGAUAAUAUAUAUAUCUGAUAACAUGAUAAGGAGUUGCUUAAUUAUCUUCCACUCUUUGGAGAGUUGAGAAGAUGUUUCAUCUUUAUAAGAUUUAUAAGAUGAAGUUAAUGGUGUUGAUUUUCUGUAUAUGUUCUUGAUCAUGUAGUGAUAUAUAUAUAUAUAUAUAUAUAUAUAUUGGGGGUUUGCUUUUCAU